This is a messenger RNA of Cherax quadricarinatus, 4854 nucleotides long. The record is from RefSeq and is a predicted model, not a curated record. Lineage: Eukaryota; Metazoa; Arthropoda; Malacostraca; Decapoda; Parastacidae.
UUUCCUUGAGUGUGGAUGCUGUGGCUUAAGAUAUUCCUCUUCCUCAAGGGAGGCACCUUGAUGCUGGUGAGGAGCUCUUGAUGCAAGGAACUGGGUUUGUCCUUGUCUUGGAUCAAACCUGAAUGCUUCUGCUUCCUCAAGCGUUAUAUGACCCAAUACACUGGGCAUGAAAGGAUCAUGGAGAAGUUUGCUGUUGAUCUUGAUAAAGUGCUGGACGACUUCGAAUUAGACGAGGAUGAGAGUGAAUCUGUAAACCAGUAUGAAAAGUUACAAUUGGAAUUCUGCCCAGAUGGUGGGGGGGGCACUAUACCACCAGCUUCUGGAAGACAUGGUGUAGGACUGGGUGCUUUUGGUGGAUGGAGUGAACCUUUGCAACCUCAAGCAAUUGGAGCUGCAGCUGCUGCUCAACCUUGGUGUGGAGUGGGACUUGACAGAGAGGCCCAACCACCUGGAACACGGAGCCCACCAGAUGGCCAAAAUGAUGACAGUGAACCGCCUGCAGCAUGCUCUCAACCACCACCUUUACUGCCAUUCCACCCUAAUGUGCAGUUACUGCCUUCAUCACAAGUGCCACAGUUACACAUGGGUGAUGUCUUGGACUCAUCUGCCCGAACAGGAAAUGUGCUUAUGAACCAGCAUUCUGCUGUUUCACAAGCAUUAUGGCCAGUAAUGGCUACUCCCUCGGCAGGGACCUUCUCACAAGUUGCUAUGCCUAAUGUUCAACCUGAGCCAUAUGCUGCUGAAAAAUUUGGAUUACCAUUAAGUAGUGGAGGUUCAGGUAGUGUUAGCUCUCGUGUACCUGCUAUGCCACCAGACUAUCAUAAUCCUGGGCUUCCUGUGACCAGUUCUGCAAAUGCAAUAAAUGGUGAUGCAGGAAAUGAUACUUUGGGAAAAAAUAUUCCAUGUGAAGGACUUGAUGUAAUUGCAUCUAGACCUUUAGAUGUCGUUCCAUUAAGUGUACCUCCAGACCGAGGUCUGGCAGGUGGGCAUGAAACUAGACAUCCAGAUAUAAUUGACAUAUGGCAAAGUGGCACAGAGGCUAGUACAUCAGCGCACCCACCUAGCGAACGAGCACAUCCAGAGGUAAUAGAUCAUGAGCAAACUACCAGUGGUGUCCAGGAAAGAGUACAGGAAGUGGGAAAUGAAAAUGCCACUGGGUCAGUUAAUGGUGUGGAACAGCAGGAACAUAGAUUUCUGCCUGAUCUCAUGGCAGUGAACAGUGUUGACAGUUCAGCAGCCAGUGAAGGAACACACAAUGGUGUAGAAUACUCUGAACCUGCAAUUGUUAUGGAAAAUGCUCUUUCUAAUAUACAAUUGAAUGAACCUGCCAUUGUAAUGGAAAGUCACUCUUGUAGUAGAAUACCCGAGGUUGUAAAUGUUCACCAAACAGCUGAACAGCAGGGUCAUGUGAAAACCACUUCAUCCACAGUUGAAGAAAUUAGUAAUGCAUCUGCGUCGGAUGAUGUGAGCCAUGCUCCUCAUAGCGAAAGUGUUCAUAGCAUUUAUGAUGAGCCUGGCAUUUUCCAGGAUCAUAUAAACCCAGUCUGUGAUAAUAUAGCUAGACUAGACAUUCAGACCUCUAAUGCUGCAAGUGUGGUUCCACAGCUACCAUCACAGUCAUCUCUUCCUGAUGUAAGUUCUGUUAGCAUUACUCCCAUCAGCUUUAGCAAAAAUUCAGAUAUUGAUGAUGCAGAUCUUGAUGCUGAGCUUGCAGAGUUGGAAGAAGAACAGUUCCGGUUGCAGGGAGCAUAUGGUGGAAGUGUGGCAAGAUCACUGAGCGGUGGUGGAGACAGCACAACAGAUAUCAGUAGUUCUGAAAUUCCCCGAACUCAUACAGCUAGUUUAGCUGUUGGUCCAGAUUUAAUAGGUGGCACAAGUACCUCUCAGCCUGCAUUAGGUGUUGAUGUAGGCAGCAGUGAAGCACAAGCUACAAGUGCCCUGGUAGAAAUUGAAGAGAUUACAGACAGUGAAUCUUCAGUGUGGCAGACACAUGUCAGCGAUAUUGAAGAAAGACAUAGCUCCUUAGUUAGUAACCCAGACAUUACUGCCCAGGAAAAUAUUAGCUUCUCUGAUCAUCCUGCUGCAGGAGCUGUUGAGGAAGUGAUAUGCCAUCCCUAUAGAAAUGAAAGUGAUGUCAGUAAAAGUUUAAGAGAAAGGGAUCCUGAGGGAGAUGCAGGUGACAAUUUAUCAUGUAAUAGUACAGGCACAGAUACAAUGUCCUCCAGUAGCACUCUUACCGAUGGAGAUCUUGGCUCACCAGAGAGACGACAACAACCUAUUACUCAACCUGAAUCUCCCUCAAGGAUUACACCAGGGACUUUGGUAACUGCUGUGUACGAUGAUGACAGUGGUUCUGGGAGAGAAGAUGAGGGGAGCAGUGAUCUUUUGGGAGCAGCAGAAGCAUCAGCCUGCCAGUCUAAUCCUACUGAGAGCAAUGGAAGUCUUGUUGGUCAUGUGGCUCCAUUCUGGAUCCCUGAUGAAGAUGCACCAAAUUGCCAAGAAUGUGGUUUAAAGUUUACUGUGAUUCGCCGACGUCACCACUGUCGAGCUUGUGGGCGAGUAUUGUGUGCUCAGUGUUGUCAUCACAAGGCCCCUCUUCCAUAUAUGGACUACAAAGAGGCUAGAGUGUGUGGAACGUGUCUACAAAUCAUACAGGCAGGGCAAGAUGAUGCACAUGACAGAGAAAUAAGGCAGAGUCGGCAACAGUCCGACAGCCAGCGACACCCACCAGACCCUAAUAAUCCUAUGGAGUACUGUUCUCGUGUGCCCCCUCCUCAGCAGGUAGCAGCUUCAGCUGCUAUUCCCCCUCCCACUGUUAUGGUCCCUGUUGGUGUCUUGAAGCGUGAAGGCAGUAGCAGUAGCGCUAGGAGUCGGGGAAACAAACAAGUGAUUUUCAGUGAUGGCAUCCGGCCUGGUGGUGACCUGACCGAGCUUGAUGGGUCGGGGGAACUCCUUACCCCUUACCGCAGAUCGGGACGGGUGACCAGGAGGGUGGAUCGUCCCACCACCGGCAGUGGUGUUGGCAGUAGUACAGGCGGGUUACUUCGCUCCCUCCCCCCUGACCGCUGCCUCAUCCCCCCUGGGGCUGGCCUUCCCCCUGUGGUGGUUCAGGCCCCUACCACUGGAGAGUAUGUGUUUGAGGACAACCCAGACAGCAGCAAGCUGGAGCAACAGAUGAGAGGAGAUGGGCCGCCGGUUGUCUUUGCUGUUCAUAAGAACCUCACCGUCCUAGUCAAAAUGGUUAAAUUGGAGUGUUGUGUGGGCGUGGAAGUGUGGAAUGUGGCAACCCGUGGCUUGUGUACAGUGGGCCAGGAGGAGAUGGUGGUCCUCCUGGAGGUAUCGCCUGGUGAAACCCACCCUCCCAGAGACAUAUUUGCCUUCCUUUCCACACCUUUUUAAUCGGGGAUCAAGCUAAUCAAGGUCCUAGCCAAAACAAUUUUUACCGAACCAAAAGGAUUUCUGGGGUCCCGGGAAAGCACGGGGUUGCUUCUUAAAAUCCGACCCACUUUUCCCAUUUGCCUGCGCAAUUGGGGGUUUUUCCCCCCCCCCUCACCUUAUAUUUUUGCCGUCCUUAUUCAGAAGUGGGAGACACCAUGGGCAAAGGUUUUUCCACUUCGUUUAAUGCUGCGCAUGGGUGCAGAGUUUCGCUACUAUCCAUGUCCUCUUGUGUCUGCACGCAACAGGAAACCAGUCUUUUGUGAGAUUGGCCACACUAUCAUGAACCUUCUUGUGGUGUUCCGUAAUUGUUACACCGUCCCUGGUAUUGAAGGUUGUUUCCAAUGGAAGAUAAAAACCAUUUACUUUCCAAAAAACAGAUAUGAACAGGUAACGAAGGCCCUGAGCAAUAGUAAUGACCACGUUCUGGCCCUUGGGGCCAACUUUAGUCCCCAAGCUGACUCCCACUUGGUUACCAUUGAGAAUGAUGAUGGCCACUACUCCACCCAGGCCAUAAAUAUUCAUAAUCGGCCACGUAGAGUGACGGGAGCAAGUUUUAUUGUCUUUAAUGGUGCCCUGAAGACAACUUCUGGUCUAUCUGCAAAGUCCUCCAUUGUAGAAGAUGGUCUUAUGGUUCAGAUCCCAUCAGACAUGAUGACUAAAUUGAGAGAAGCAUUGCAAAACAUGAAGGACUUUGUAAUUCCCUGUGGUCCGGUUUCUGCCAGCCAGCCUGAUGAAGUUGUCAUCAUCAAGUGGACUAGUGAUGACAAAAAUUUUAAUGUUGGCAUUAAAAGCCCAGUUGAUGAGAAACAGAUGGAUGGGAUUCCAUCGGUAAAGAUUCACUCAGGUACUGAUUAUGUCAGUAAUGCUCAUCUUAUCCGAUGGACAGAAGUCUUCGUAAUGCAGGGGGAGACGAACAAAAGCAAUGAUGUGAACUCAGCCGCUUGUCAAGUUAUUGGCAGAUCGUUUUGUGUGGCUCUUACCCCCCAUUUGGCUGACUUUUAAAACAGUGGGGGAAAAAGCCUUUGGGCUGCGACCACAAUUCAUCAAGAUAGUGUGGGUUAUGAAGCAGGUAGCAGUGGCAGUCGUCUCCCAGCUUCAUGUAUGAAUGACCUGGAUAUGGAAUUGAUUCCCGUGAUUCAUCGAGCAGCAACAAACAUUACUGAUCAGCCAAUCAUACUGGAGCUUGUGUUUCAUAUUAUGGAGCAGUAAAGGUGACUUAGGUUGUUCCUGUAUUUUUUUUUCCACUUUAAAUUUGGUAAGUUAAUAUUGAGUUGCAAAACAGUAAUUUCUUUACUUAUUGAGCAGCUAAAGAAUGUAUGUACUUACAAGUGAUGAGGUGUUAAUACUUUUAUGAAAUGUACAGACAGUAGCUUCACCUAAGUCCUUAUUUUACAGUUUAGGACAGUAUUCUUGAUU